CCUCUCUCUCUCUCUCUUGCUAGUUCGACAAUGGCGUCCGACGCAGUUCAAUCCACCCUCCUGUCCAAGCUCGAAGCCUUGCUUACCUCCUAUUCUUCGGAGAACAUCCAUUCCCUCUUCUCCGAUCACCUCCGUCCGUUCUCGGACCUCGUCGCAGCCACCGCCGCCGCCGCCGCGACGAGACCCAAGAAGUCCUCGAAACCCGCCGCCGGCCACCACCAACAGAGCUCGAUCCGCUCUCUCGCGAAGCAAUACCUCUCGUUCCUCAACCGCUCUCUCUCACUCCUCCCGAAGCUCCUCUCGGCCCCCCGCCCCGACCAGUCGCGCCUCUUCGAGACCUACCGGCUGUGUCUCGACUGCUUGGAUUCGCUCUCCUCUCAAUUGGCGUGCAAGCCCUACUCAGUCCACAUCCAGAGGUCGAGAUAUGUGCACUGUUUCGAGUCUUGCGGGAUGUACGCAGAUGCAGUGAACGAGGGAUUUAGGUUGUUGGAGAGUCUGUGUGGGAUUGAUUUUGGGGGCGGCGGGAGGGCAAAAGCGAAAGGCGGAAUGUUGCCGCUGGUGGCGAAGCAGGCGAGUGAGGAUAGGGAAUUUGCCGUCUUGGUGGUGGAGAUGGUGGUGACGAUUGUGAAGUGUGUGGCAAUGGGGCAAAGUAAGGACGCUGGUGAUUACUCGAAGGUGCUCGGGUUGGUGAAUGAGGUUCAGCCGUGGUUCAGGGUCUUGGAUGCAAAAGCAUAUGACAAAUUGGAGAGAGCGCUUCUGACUUACCUGGGGAAAUGUACUGUCUUUAUGGUUGGUGAGUUAAGCAGUUUUGAUGGGGAGUUUGUGCGUUCUUUCUGUACAGCAACUUUGAUUGAGUAUGGGAAGUCAUCAGUGAAAGAUGAAAUGUUCAAGUUUGCUCGCAGGAUAUGUUCCAUAUUAAUAUCACCAUCAGAUAAAAGAACGUCACUCAUAUUUGAUGUGCUAACUUGUAUAUUAGAAUCCAGUGGCCCUGAUGGAAAGAUUGAGAAAGGUGACACUGGAGCAGAGAUCAUGGCACUUUUUUCUUAUUGUGCCAAUAGAUGCCGAGAUGUGACUGCCAGUUUCUGUUGUAAAUUUUCUGUAUAUAUAAAUGACAUAGCUACUAAAAAGGUUUCAAUGCCAGUUAGUUUGAUUUUGAAGCUUUAUGCUCUUGGUUUGUAUAUACUUGAUAGCAAGGGUAAACCCAAAGAUGGUGGCUCGAGAACUUCUGAAGUUGAGGAAGAUGGCUCUACAAUGUCAACAAUCUUAGACAAUGGGGGCAGACUCAGCUCUUUACCUUCUUUAUUCAGUUCAUUGAGAAGUUAUUUCCACAUCAAGUCCAAGAGAAAUUAUUCAUCAUCCAAUGAUCGAUCCGAGGAUUCUUUAAGCCAUAAAUGUUCAAGGAUGCAUCUUGACUAUGGCACUUCUAUAUCCUUCAAGGAGAGAGGCGACGAGACUAAUUUUAUGUCUUACUUUUGUGCAUUGAAAUUUUUAUGUCAAUUGCUUGCUGAAUUGAUAAAUUCAGAAAGGAAACACAUAAUUGCUGGAAGUGAUGUCGAUUCUGCUUCGCUCCAGUUCUGUGGCAUGCAGGAUGCUUGCAAUCAUUUCUUGGAUGCUUUUGUUUUCUUUAAAAGUAGCAAGUAUGGGAAGGAGAGGGAUAGAUAUGAAGAAUACAGUAAAGCAGUACCAGCAAUAUUGGUGGCUGCUUUCACUCUCUCUUGUGUGACAAAGCUCAACUUGCAGGAGAAUAUGCACUUGAUUGAUUAUGUUAUUGCAAGUGAAUGGGUUCAACCUCAGUGGCUGAAAUUUUUGUUUGCCUCACUUUAUAACCUCAGCAUCAUCCUUUACAGGAAUAAGCAAGUAGAAGAGGCUUCUAAGGCAUUGAAACUGUCAUGUAGUGCUUCAUGGGCAUACAUUAUGCAUAAUUGCCAGUUGCUUGGACAGAAUCCUAGUGAGCUUGAUGGUUUGACUAGAGAUGCCAUUAACGAUAUUAAUGAGGCAUGUACAAGAACUGCUUUCUAUUUGGAUGUUCUCCACCAAUGCGGCGGCGAUAAGGUUAAUAUAGAAUGCAUAGGUGCCCUCAAAAAUUGGUCAAUGGCUAUGGACUUGGUUCGUGGAUUGCCAGGUCCCCUGCCUUUGGUGAAGCAGUGGGUUAAGAUUCAAUGUAAACAACAUAGAAAUGCAGAUGCUGAGGAUAGUGUGCCAAUUUUAUACGAAUUGCUCUCAUCCUGCAUAGAAAUUCCAAAAGCAACUCUUGCCAUAAUAUCAGAGCAGGAACUCCUUGUGUAUGGGGAAAUGAAUUCCUCAAAUCCGGACCUAUGCAGCAGAAUUCAAAUGAAAGUCAUAGACGUGCUUUUGCAAGAAAUUUACUUUGCAAAAGCUAGCUGUUUCCAGAAGGCAAGACUUUUAAUAAAAAAAGGGAGGAUUCUAAAAUGCCGUGGAAGGGAAGGGUUAAAAAGCUGCAUUCAGUGUUUGUCUGAAGCAAUAUCCACAAUAGAUUGUGUCUCUAAAUCAUCGCCAUGCUCUGCUGUCUCGGAACGUUAUUUAUUAGGCUCUGCAUAUGCUCUGCGUGCUCUCUGUACUCUGGAAGCUGAACCGAAAUCAAAGGGAAUACUUGAGGAUAUUAAUGCAGCACUGAACCUCUGGUUAAGUAUCAAGAUAUUGGAUAGUUGCUCUUUGGAAGAAGAUGACAGCCUGUUAGCGGAGAUAUCACUGCCAUUAUUGUAUAAUGUUGUCGAUAUUUUGUCAUUGAAGGGUUGCUUUUCAUUCAGCCAUAAACUAUUUAGGCUGAUGAUUGGAUAUUUUAAUUCAAAGAAUUUAGAGCCACCAAAGUACUUGACCCUCUUAUGGGAGUCCAGAAGGAUGAGUCAUGCCCUUUGCUUCUCUCCUAUAAGCGAGGCAUUCAUAACAGUCCUUUCAGAACACCACGGUGAAAUCUUCCAGUCUAUGGAUCAUUGGAUGUGUUGUCUUAAGGAAUCACAGCCUUUGUUAGUAGGGUUUCAGAAUAUUCUCUCAUUGUUACUACCGCUCUAUUGCAAGGAAUCUAUCCAUGAAAUUACCCUGGAACCAUAUAUUGGAGGUGAUCAAGUUGAGGAGGCAGCCAUUGGACUUAUUUCAAGUGUCCCUCCGUCAACUCGUGCUGUGUACUUAGCUGGAUUUCUUUAUUAUGAUCUAUCUCAAAGAAUGAUCUUGAGUGGUCGCUUACAUGAGGCCCUUUUAUUUGCUAAAGAGUCGCAUGAAUUACGCACUAGACUUUUCCAAGAAAAAUUCACUUACUCUGUCGAGCAGACUCAAAAGCAUGGUGAAUCUGGAGAGUUCGCUCAGAAGUACAAUUAUUCUAUAAGGAAUCUCCAUGUCUCAAAAACUGAGGCUGCUGAAGUAUGGUCGUUUGAUUCAAACUCAUUCAAUGUGGAAAGCUGUUAUCUCAGUCCCUGGAAUAUAAUGCAAGGUUACCUAGAGAGCACCUUACAGGUGGGCACCAUCCUUGAACUCAUUGGAAAUGGAACUGAAGCGGAAACCUUUUUGCUCUGGGGGAAAAAUAUCUCUUGCUCACAAGACUUGCCACAGUUUAAUGUUGCGUUUUCCUCUGUCUUAGGAAAGAUUUAUUGUCAAAAACAAUGCUGGGAUAUGGCCUGUAAAGAACUUGAAACUGCGAGACAAUUUUUGAUGGACUGUGGAACAACCUUUUCUUGCUCUAAAUGUAGAUUGUUGCUUGAAGCUAAUGUGGAGUUACAACUUGGAGAUUUGGUUAGAGCUCAGUCUGAUGACAGCAUCUCUGUUUCGGCAGACAAACUAUCUCAUGCAGAAGAACUCUAUCAGUCGGCACUAGACAGACUAUCUCUUCUUGGAUUGAGAAUUCCUGCAAGUUCUCUUAAGCAAGGAAAUAGCAAUAGCCUAAUGGUCCAAAGAUCUAUUGACAAGAUUGAUGAUAGUAGGACAACUAAUGCGUCUCUCAACUCUUCACCUAAUCAGCAGAAUGGAAGAUGUGUUUCCAUGAAGGGAAGACUUGCUGGUAAGGUGGAAAAUAAGAAGGGUAGAAAGGCAAAGACUCUGCCUAAAUCAACAGUAAAGGAACAGCCUGUAACUUAUGAUGGCAAUAAGAGGUUAACUCGUUCGAGAUACAGAUGUUUAAGUCAGGGCCUACCAAGUGAUGUACAAGUACACCCGACAACUUUUUCAGAAGGCAGCGAUUUAUCUGGUUGCAAUGACAAUUCAGAUAAGACACAGUGGUUUUUGCAUAGUGAAAGCUUAACCCAGGAUUCUGGCACUGAGGCUUUGUGCAUUUGCAGCAAAUGGAAGUGUUGGAAUUGCAUACAUGUUGAGAAUAUAAAAUCUGGGUCCAUGAACAGUUUUUUACAUAUGAGAUUGGAGUUUUUCUCCAGGCGGCUUUCAUCACGGCUUUUCACUGGAAUUGGAAAAUGCCGAGGGACACAUGGUCAAAUUCAUAAAACACACGAGAUAUUGUUGCAGAGCAUAUCUAAUGUAGUUAGUGGGCACUUAUCAAGUCAAUGCAGUGUUCCGGUUCCUCUGCUGCUGGAUUUAGUUGGGAAGGAGACUGAAGGAGAUGGUCUUCGAAUUGAACGCGCUGCUGUACUUUACAACAUUAGUUGGUUUUCUUUGAAGAGUUACCAUACACAGAGUACAAGGGUAAUCUGCUGUGAAUUAUCUCACAUUCAACUUCCUCAAAUAGCGUCUUGGUUGAAGCUUGCCUUUGUACUCUGCCAUGAGGUUCCAACACUGAUGCAAAAGGUUUCUAAGUUGCUUGCUCUUACGUACAUACUCUCUGCCACAAGUGAGACACAUUCAUCUUCUGAUGGGCUUUCGGAAAACCAUUGGGCUUCAUUUUUUCAUCAAGCUUCUCUAGGUGCUCCUGUUAACCACCUGUUCACCUAUAACACAUUUCAGAAAUGUAAAGCUCGUACCAUGUUGGAUGCCGAGGGCCAGGGACUGAUUGCUACUCGCACAACUUCUAUCAUGGAAGAAAUCAGGAAGAAAGAUCCAUGCAAAUAUCUCAGGCUUGCCCCAGACUCUGUUCAAAAUCUUGAAGAUCUUGUUAGAAGAUUCUUUGGGUGUCUUCCUUGUGCCACAGUGCUCUGUAUAAGUGUUGUUGAUGGUUCUGAUGCUAAGUUGUUGCAAGAGCUAUUGCUUUAUCCUUCUCAUAUCCGUGCAUGGAUGAUUUUAUCUCGCUUGAACCACAGUUCGCAACCUGUUGUUGUACUUAUGCCCUUGGAUCCAAUAUUGGAAGAUGAUUUCGAUGAAGUUUCAAAUUCAGAAGAUGAAUCUUCUUCUAGCAACAAGUCGCGGGAUAAACAUUGGCAUUGUCCCUGGGGUUCCAGUGUGGUCGACAAUGUAGUUCCAACAUUUAAGGAGAUAUUGGAGGAAAAUUACUUGUCAUGUUCUCUCCAUGCUUUGGAAGAUACAAAAGAAAAUAGGCUGUUAUGGUGGACUAAGAGAAAGAAUCUUGAUCUCCGCCUGGGUAAAUUGCUGGGGAAAUUAGAAGAAUCAUGGUUGGGACCUUGGAGAUGCCUGCUUCUUGGAGGAUCGUUGAAUUGCACACGUAUGGAGACUGUGCUAAAGAAACUGGUUCAUGACCUGAAACAUAAGUGCAAAAUCAACAUUGAUGCAGGUUUGCUUGAGGUUAUACUUGGUGGGUUAAAAUUGGGCAGUAAAACGGAAGCUUUAAUACCACUCUUACAGUCAAACAGAAAUUGCUAUGUUGGUAGCAUAAAUCAAUAUGUCGAAGAAAGGGGCAGCAUUCCAUCGUUUGCAUGUGAAGGAGCUGGUGAAUUGACUGAGCUGGCCUUUCAAUUGAUUCAUGAAGCAAUAAAGGACCUUGAAGAGGAAGUUCAUAUGUAUACAGAGCCAAUUAUUUUAGUGCUAGAUAGCGAGGUGCAGAUGCUCCCAUGGGAGAACUUACCGGCUUUAAGAAACCAGGAGGUUUAUCGUAUGCCUUCAGUUGGCAGCUUUUUCCUCGCACUGGAUAGGAGCUCUCAGCUUGAGGAGCAAGUUGGACCUCCUGUUGCUUCUUUUCCGUUUAUAGAUCCAUUGGAUGCAUACUACCUGUUGAAUCCCAGUGGCGAUCUCAACAGCACGCAAGUUGAAUUUGAGAACUGGUUUAGAGAUCAAAAGCUGAAGGGUAAUGCCGGUUUUGCACCUGUGCCGAAAGAAUUGGCCCUUGCCUUGACAAGCCAUGACCUCUUCAUUUAUUUUGGCCAUGGGAGUGGAUCGCAAUAUAUUCCACGUCACGAGAUUCAGAAGCUGGACACUUGUGCUGCUACUCUUCUAAUGGGGUGUAGCAGCGGUUCUCUACUUCUUAAUGGGGCGUAUGUUCCCGAAGGUACGUCAUUGUCCUACCUCUUAGCCGGUUCUCCUGUCAUUGUUGCCAAUCUAUGGGAAGUGACUGACAAGGAUAUUGACCGGUUCGGCAAGGCCAUGCUGGAUGCAUGGUUGAAGGAAAGGUCAAAUUCCACUGGUUGCGCUCCCUGUAGUUCCUUAGCAAAUGAAUUCAAGGCAAUCAAUUUAAAGAACAAUGGAGGCAAUCCCAGAAAGAAACCAUCCAAAAAGAUAUCGCCGGAACUUUCCAAUACUAGGAUAUGCUCAGAUACUUGUCACCAUAGACCGAUGAUUGGAUCGUUCAUGGGUCAGGCUCGUGAAGCUUGCACUCUGCCGUUCUUGAUCGGGGCAUCACCAGUAUGUUAUGGUGUUCCCACAGGAAUAAAGAGAAAAAUGGAUGUAUAAUGUUGUAGAUAUUCUUACCAUGUCCUCGAGCUUUCAUUUUUCUGAGGAAAAUUCUAGGCCUAGAUCACCCUUCGCAGCAAUGCAAUACAAGUAUUCCGUAUGCAGUAAGAACAAAUGUUAGUCCCCCCAUGAAGAUAUUAUGAUAGUUUCCAAGUCCAAGAUAGUAUUUCCGUACUUAAUCUCACAUUGACGUAUCGAAUCUCUCCUCGCUUCUAACGGCAGCUUCAGUUUAAGCUAUUUCGACAUGUUGUUUUCUGAGGGUAGAGUUUUUUCCUUCUGCUGGUCUGUAGAGAGCAGCUCAAUUGAGUGGUUUUCCCAGACCGUAUGUGUUGUAAAUGCGAUGAGUGUAAUUGUGGGGUUUUUUUUUUUUUUAUGCCGAAUGGGUUGUAAAUACGAUGAAGUGUAUGCUUUCUUACACCCCUCCAUGAUAGCAUGUGG
Molecule: messenger RNA, 7173 nt
Organism: Rhodamnia argentea
Lineage: Eukaryota; Viridiplantae; Streptophyta; Magnoliopsida; Myrtales; Myrtaceae
Product: separase
Exons: 27
Coding region: 31-6735 (2234 amino acids)
Biological process (GO): meiotic chromosome separation; proteolysis
Cellular component (GO): nucleus; centrosome; mitotic spindle
Molecular function (GO): cysteine-type endopeptidase activity
Source: RefSeq, a predicted model, not a curated record